CACAGUUCUAAUACUAAACAAUGGUGUCGUCGAAGGAACCGAACCAGGAGAAGAAGAAGCCGAGGAGCGAUGGCGUCAACACAACUGGUGCUCGUAGUGCACGCAGCUCCGGUUCCAGAACCAAGAACAAGGAGAUCAAUGUGCAAACCACUGUGAAGAAGGAGCCUGAGGUUCAGGAGAUCUCGGAAUCUUCGAGCAGCGACUCUGUGGAAGAAGCGAGACGUGAUGAGCCGAUGAAGAGUAAUGGCGGAGGAGUGGAAGACGCUAAGAUGAUUAGGUUUCCGAUGAAUAGGAUCCGGAGGAUAAUGAGAAGUGAUAACUCUGCUCCUCAGAUUAUGCAGGACGCUGUGUUUCUUGUCAACAAAGCCACGGAAUUGUUCAUUGAGCGGUUUUCUGGAGAAGCUUAUGAAAGUUCUGUCCAGGACAAAAAGAAAUUCAUCCACUACAAACAUCUUUCAUCUGUAGUGAGUAACGACGACAGAUACGAGUUCCUUGCGGAUUGUGUUCCUGAGAAACUAGAAGCAGAGGUCGCGUUGGAGGAAUGGGAAAGAAGCAUGACAGAUGCAUGCUGAAAACUAAACCGAUUGGAACCGACUUGUACCGCGUGUUCUGUCCUGGUUUAUUGGUUCCAUCUCCCUACUCUUUACCUUUCUUAAUAACCUCAUAAUGAGAUUGCAAAUAUUUCACUUCUAGAAUGUAUUUAAAUUUGUAAACCAAAGUUACAAAAUAUUUUACUUUCGUAGAAUAAUCUGU
Messenger RNA from Eruca vesicaria subsp. sativa (arugula), 753 nucleotides. The record is from the annotation of a GenBank genome assembly. Lineage: Eukaryota; Viridiplantae; Streptophyta; Magnoliopsida; Brassicales; Brassicaceae.